AAAAGCGCAAACGCGUGGAUCGCCGUUCAUCAGCAAAGCCAUUAAUUAAUUAAUUGCCGAAAGAAUUAAUUAAGAAAUAAAAAUGGCGACGACGGGGUCGAAGAUGAACACAGUGUUUGCUUACACGGUGGUGUACGUGAAGGACGUUGCUAAAUCCACAACCUUCUACUCCAAAGCCUUCGGCUACAACAUUCGUCGUAUAGACGACUCUAACAGAUGGGGGGAGUUAGAAAGUGGGCAAACAACGAUAGCGUUCACGCCGGUGCACCAGCACGAGACGGAUGAUCUGACAGGUGCAGUUAAAACCCCAAGCUCUGGCCGUGAGAGGCAGCCGGUUGAGGUUUGCUUUGCCUACCCUGACGUUGAUGCUGCCUACAAAAGGGCGGUAGAGAAUGGGGCGGUGGCGGUGAGUGAGCCAGAAGAGAAAGAGUGGGGACAGAAAGUGGGGUAUGUACGAGAUCCUGAUGGGAUCGUGGUCAGGUUGGGAAGCUACGUCAACCCACCAACAGCAAAGUAGGAUUCACAAUCUUAAUCUUUCCUUCCCGCGUCUGCUGCUGCAAAUUAAUAAGGACACAACAGCUAGCUAGUUCCAUGGGUGCCCAUGAAUGAUGAAUAAAUGAACUAGUAAUAGUAUUUUCCCAGAUUUGAGUACAAAUUUGAGAUAGGUUAAUUUACUUCCAACUUCUAGCUGCUUCGGGUAAUUGUUUUCAAUGCAUUGUGUACAAUUUUCCCAGUUAUACCUGUUAAAGUCUCACAACAUACAGAUUACAAAAUUUACUUGUAUUGGAAAACAAUUAUGACGAUUUGAACAAAUAUUGAGUUCAUGGACAUGAGAAGUGUUGUUUUGAAGUUGAUUGAUGCAAUUCAGGCCAACUGAAUUUUUUUGGUAAAUAAAGUAAAAUAUGAAUGUGUAAUGCAAAAACUUUUUGGUUUAGGCCAUAUCAUAUGCCCUUUGCCGUAAGUGCUGCAAUUGCACGUGUGUGAGACUCGUGAGGCCCACGAGAAACCCACACAUCAGCUGACAGGUGAGCUAGGCAGGGCAACGGACAAGAACACUUCCUCAUCAAAUGGGCAAAUACUAAUUGAAUACAAAGAUGUUCCACGUUUUAACAAUUACUAGACAAUGAGAAGAAAAACAAAUACAAAACAAAAACAAAAACAAA
Molecule: messenger RNA, 1163 nt
Organism: Prunus persica (peach)
Lineage: Eukaryota; Viridiplantae; Streptophyta; Magnoliopsida; Rosales; Rosaceae
Exons: 3
Coding region: 83-517 (144 amino acids)
Source: RefSeq, a predicted model, not a curated record